Molecule: messenger RNA, 1285 nt
Organism: Octodon degus (degu)
Lineage: Eukaryota; Metazoa; Chordata; Mammalia; Rodentia; Octodontidae
Gene: Cuedc2
Product: CUE domain containing 2
Exons: 10
Coding region: 234-1103 (289 amino acids)
Molecular function (GO): ubiquitin binding
Source: RefSeq, a predicted model, not a curated record
GCCUCUCUAGGCCCCGCCUUUGAUAUCGUUGGUGGGGCUUCGAGAUGAAAGCUUUACCGCGCGGGACUCCGAAUAGCUGGCUGCGUCCAACGGAGCAGUACCCACCCGGAACCGUAACUCUGAUUCCCGCCGUGACCUGCACCAAGGCACAUCUCUGCUCAGGCCUGUCGCCGUGGGUUCCGUAGCUGCAUCCCUGUGCCCGCGGGCGGAGGUCAAAGCGGCGAGGAGCAAGCAUGGAGCCAGAGAGGAUUGUUGGCACAGCCCUCCUUACCUUUGUGCAGGCACAUCUCCCAGAGGCUGAUGUCAGUGGCCUGGAUGAAGUCAUCUUCUCCUAUGUACUUGGGGUCCUGGAGGACCUGGGCCCCUCCGGCCCAUCUGAGGAGAACUUCGAUAUGGAGGCCUUCACUGAGAUGAUGGAGGCCUAUGUGCCUGGCUUUGCUCACAUCCCCAGGGGCACAGUAGGGGACAUGAUGCAGAAGCUCUCGGGGCAGCUGAGUGAUGCUAGGAACAAAGAAAACCUGCAGCCACAAAGCUCUUGUGUCCAAGGUCAGGUACCCAUCUCCCCAGAUCCCCUGCAGCCUCCUGAAAAGCUCAAAGAAGAGACCUGUUCUUCUGUAGCAGCCAGGGACACCCAAGACAAGGUUGUGGUAAAGGCAGCUGCCCCUGAGGAGUUGCUGCCAGGUGUAGAUGUGCUUCUGGAGGUGUUCCCCUCCUGCUCGGUGGAGCAGGCCCAGUGGGCGCUGGCCAAAGCUCGGGGGGACUUAGAAGAGGCAGUGCAGAUGCUGGUCGAGGGGAAGGAGGAGGGCCCGUCAGCCUGGGAUGGCCCCAGUCAGGAUCUGCCCCGGUGCCUUAGAGGUCCCCAAAAGGAUGAGUUGAAGUCUUUCAUCCUGCAAAAGUACAUGAUGGUGGACAGUGCAGAGGACCGGAAGACUCACCGGCCUGUGGCUCCCAAGGAGGCCCCCAAGAAGCUCAUCCGAUAUAUUGACAACCAGGUAGUCAGCACCAAAGGGGAACGAUUCAAAGAUGUGCGGAACCCUGAGGCUGAGGAGAUGAAGGCCACGUACAUCAACCUCAAACCAGCAAGAAAGUACCGCUUCCACUGAAGCACUCAGGACUCUGCCUGAGCCAGCUGGGCUUAGGCCCCCAGGGUGCAGGAGACCUAGUGAGCCCCAGGGCUCCCUUUCUGUCUCCUUCCUUCUCCAUCUGGUUCUCUACUUCCUUGCUCCAGCGUGUUAACUCACUCUUGGAGCUGUUCCUCAGGCAUAGUAAAGGUGGCCAAGGAAGG